Molecule: messenger RNA, 2907 nt
Organism: Echinops telfairi (small Madagascar hedgehog)
Lineage: Eukaryota; Metazoa; Chordata; Mammalia; Afrosoricida; Tenrecidae
Gene: MFRP
Product: membrane frizzled-related protein
Exons: 13
Coding region: 131-1993 (620 amino acids)
Molecular function (GO): protein binding
Source: RefSeq, a predicted model, not a curated record
AGCCUCCCAGGCCUGCAAGGGUGUCCAGAACAGCCACCAGCCUUUCCCGCAGGGAGUAAAGGCUGGCCCUUCCGCAGAGGCUUGGGGUGUGGGAGUGGGAGCUGUCUUAAGCUCUGUAGCACCCUGGACCAUGAAAGGCACCUCAGAUGUCAUCUUGUGUGUGGAGGCGACAGAGCAGAGCAAGACAGAGUUCUGCAACCCUGCUUUCGAGGCGGAUUUGGGGUCUCCCAGCCCUCUGCCAGCCUUCCAGGAAGAUGGGAGCAGCCUCCGAGACCCCUGGCGUGCAAGGCGGCGGCCCCCCCAAGGGCUGCGGCCAGACUGCCACUUCUCCGGGCUUUGCGUCCUGCUGCUGCUGCUCGGGCUGUUGCUGCUGCUGCUGCUCGGGCUGCUGGCAGCCAUCCUCCUGGCCCAGUUGCAGGAGACACCCCCAGCCACGGCCUCCGCUAGCCCCCCGCCUGCCCGAGGUCUCGGAAGCACCUUCUGGACGGGCUUCGCCAUCAGCACUGCCAACGCCACCUCUCAGGCCAACGGGCGCCCUGUGGGGCAGCAGGCGGCGGCGAGCACCAGCCCCACCCCUCAACCCGCCUGUGGGGGAUUCCUCACCGGCCUAAGGGGCUUCUUCAGCAGCCCCAACUACCCAGACCCUUACCCACCCAAUGCCCACUGCGUGUGGCAUAUCCAGGUGGCCCCAGACCACGUGGUACAGCUCAGGAUCGACACCCUGGACAUAGAGAAUGUGGCUUCCUGUCUGUUUGAUCGCAUGGAGCUCUCCCCUGAGCCGGAAGGUCCCCUCCUCAGGGUUUGUGGGAAGAUGCCUCCCCCGACACUCAACACCAAUGCCAGCCACCUCCGGGUGGCCUUCGUCUCUGACAGUAGCGUGCAGGGGCUUGGCUUCCAUGCCUGGUACCAGGCUGUGGCCCCUGGGCAUGGGAGCUGUGCCCAUGAUGAGUUCUCCUGUGACCAGAUCCUCUGCCUGCUCCCCGACUCGGUGUGUGAUGGCUUCGCCAACUGUGCUGACGGCAGCGACGAGGCCAACUGCGGUGCCAAGUUCCCAGGAUGUGGGGGGAACUUGACAGGGCUCCAGGGCACUUUCUCUGCCCCCACCCUCCUGCAGCGGUCCCCUCAUCAGCAGCUUUGCACAUGGCAUCUGACUGUGCCCGAGGGACACGGCAUAGCACUGCAGUUCCACAACUUCAGCCUGGAAGCCCACGGGGAGUGUAAGCUGGACUACGUGGACGUGUAUGAGAGUGGCCACUCGGGGGCCCUCCGCUUCCUGGGCAGGUUCUGUGGGGCAGAGCCGCCCCCACGCCUGGUCUCCUCGCACCACACACUGGCUGUGCUCUUCAGGACAGACCCUGGCUUCAGCAGCGGGGGCUUCUCGGCCACUUACCAGGCCCUCAAUGCCACCAGCAGUAGGUGCCCCUGGGCAGGUGGGCAUGGGCAGCUGGAGGAGCAGGCAGGGUCCGCACUCUGGUCAGUUUCCCUUCGUGGGCCCUGCACUCCAGAGCCCUGUGGACCCUGGGAGUUGCCCUGCGAAGACGGGGCGUGUGAAGCUCUGCAGUGGGCGUGUGAUGUGUGGAGAGACUGCACGCAGGGAGGCAGUGCAGGCAACUGCACCAGGGCCCUCCCUCCACCCACAGAGCUGGCCUGCGAGCCUGUCCAGGUGGAGAUGUGCAUCGGUCUGAGCUACAACGCCACUGCCUUCCCUAACAUCUGGGUGGGCAUGGCCACCCAGGAGGAGGUGAUGGAGAUCCUCGGGGGCUACAAGAGCCUGACCAGCCUGCCCUGCUACCAGAACUUCCGGAGGCUCCUCUGCGGGUUGCUUGUGCCCCGCUGCACCCCACUGGGCACUGUCCUGCCCCCCUGCCGUUCUGUCUGCCAGGAGGCAGAGCAUCAGUGCCAGUCUGGCCUGGCACUGCUGGGCACCCCUUGGCCCUUCAACUGCAACAGGCUACCUGAGGCAGCUGGUCUGGGGGCGUGCUCCCAGCCCUGACCCUGAAGCCUGCCCCUGCCCUCCACCUGCCCACCCGUCUUUGGCUGCGAGAGCUGGCAGGCAUAAGAGGGCUGGCCUGGGACUCUGCCCAUCCUCCCAAGAGUAGGGAGGAGAGAGUCCUCAAUGGUGGUUAAUGAGACCCUCCCACCCCACUCCCCACAUUCUUACCCCCUUCUUGGUCCCUCUUGCUCCAGCAACGGCCUGACAUCUGCUGGGGUUCACUCUAGGCCCACGGACUAGUUCCCACUGUCAUCUCUGACCCACAUUCUUACAGGCUGCUUCCACCAAGUGCCCUGCACCCCAUUCUCCAUUAGUCAGAUUCCUCACCAACUCCUCCCUUUUUCUCUUAUUCAACAAGAUGACUCGAGUUCCUACUAUGUGGCAGACUCUGUUCUAGCCCCCGGGAUCCAGCUGCCUGUCUGUCCCUAGACCUCUCCACCCCUUAGAUCCUUGCCUGGCAUUCCCCAUGCCCAGUCCCUGGCCGGGCUCCUGCGGCUCCUUGGGGCAGUAGGUGCCCUAAGUCUCUCUAGGUUCUUUGCUUCGAGGCUCCCGGCUUAAGUAACUCCCCCUCCCUUCUCCCCCAAACCUUGGCCGGCCGCCGGGCGACACCACGAGUUAUUUCCCUGCUAUUUCCCGGCCUGGAGCUUUUGGGCCCUGAGCCUCUGGUUUCCUCUUGAGUCUGGGUGGGGCCAAACGGAGCCGGCUGGGAGCGAACAGGGACCAGUGGGGCGGCGGGUGUAGGGGGCGCCUGCUGGGGAGAAGCUUGGGGGUCCAGCCGGAGCGUUGGGCACAGGGGCGCCCCAAGAGGCUCAGAGUAGGCAGCUCUGGGAGCGGGACUACGAGAAGACCCGAAGUCCCGGCGCCCCGCGGCAGUGCCAUGAGGCUGCUCCUGGCCCUGCUGGUCCUGGGCCUGG